AGGGACGUCUUAUCUACUUGACUGGGGUGUCCCGCAGUUAUGAAAUGAAAAGUAUAAGGAAACUUGGCAGAGGACCAAAAGCUUCUUACUAGCAGGGGUAAGGGAUGCGCAUAUUUACUUUGGCUUUUAAGGCCCUCAGCUAAGUCUUAACAGAACAUACUACCCCCUAGAUCCUUAUCAGGCCUUUAUUAAUUAAGAUGGUUAAAAAGAAAAAAAGGCCACAGAAGUACUAUACUGGAACGGAUACAGUUGAAAAACUUUUGCUCAAGAUGUCGCCGGUAGCAACUACCACGGCAAGAGCAAUAGAUUUUUAUGGCCCGACUGUCCAAGAUUCUUUUUUGUUUUUGAGCAGAUGUUUUGAAUAUUUGCUUCCGUACCAUCCCGAAGGGUUGUUCUUCAUACUCUUUGCUUUAUUCUUGUUAUUUUUUGGGGGUCACUUUCCAGCUCUGCUUGCAACUUUCGAAACAUUUCGAAUGAUAGGAUUUCAAAAGGUACGAACGAAUUUGCUUACGUUUUCUGAAAACUACCACGCAGCCUGGCAAGCCAGUGCGCUGGACGACUUAGCUGAUGAGAACAACGACGGGAUUCUAGACGUAAAACAAAUUAGCCGGCAGGAGCUGACCACCCGCAAAUUGAGAAUUUUUUUUAAAGCGGUAGAUCCUCGGAAGCUGAGCGAGGCGCUGUUUUUCUUCUACUGCUCGUUUCUUGCGGUGAUCGCUACUCUCCGGGCACGCCUGGCUAUUACUGUAACGAUGGGCGCUUCUCUCGGAGAAUCCAUAGAGCGAUGUACUAAGCCAGCCCUCCAGCAGGCUCUUGAGAGUGUUCUUCCCCAGGAGUACCACAAAUGGAUUCCCGUUAUAGUGAAGUUUACCAGCCGCUGUACCGGCGUGGCCCUCGCAGCGCCGUUUUUCAGAAUCGGCCAUGCGCUGCAUAGCAGCCUCAAAGGAGGGCUCCUACUAGCAGACGCCUUGGUGGUCCACGCGAGGACGGCAGAGAGCGGGUCGGGCUCCCCUCCAGAAGACCAAUUCCUGCUAACUCUCUUUGGGUUAAUGGCAGCGCUGAUUGGUUUUCUGUGGCAGUACAGCACUGGUUUUCGGAUUCCUGUGUUUCUGCGAGUGCUUGUGUUUCCAUUAGAGAUUGCCGAGUACGUGUUGUACUCUUUUGCUGCUUAUGAUUUGCAACGAGCCAUGAAAAAAUAAA
This is a messenger RNA of Zophobas morio, 1200 nucleotides long. RefSeq lists its product as uncharacterized. The transcript is spliced from 10 exons. The record is from RefSeq and is a predicted model, not a curated record. NCBI's taxonomy places the organism in Eukaryota, Metazoa, Arthropoda, Insecta, Coleoptera, Tenebrionidae. The coding region runs from base 198 to 1199 and encodes 333 amino acids.